CGAUUGCUUCGCUCCCACCCCAGACACAGUAGGCGUACAUUACAGUACAGUACUCGCGUGCGCUCCCAAUUUGAACCCUUUCUGCAAGUUUGAUCCAUUUACCCGGUCCAAGUCAACCAUUCCGGCCCUGCCUGGGUGGCUGAAGGUUGACAUUUGAGGUUUGGGCUUGUGCAAAGUUUGGGCUUGUGCAAAGUUUUCGGAUGACUCGGCGCGCGAUGUGACCCGAAUUGUGCACAAGCCCCGGCCGAAACGCGCACCAAAAACACGCCAAUCACUUUGCAAAUCCCCGUAUACAAAUGACAAAAUCAAAUGAAGGGGACAACAAGCCAAGCGCGGAAGAUGAAGAAGAGCAGCGGAGCCAGCGCGUCACGGUGAAGCAGCGCGACCCAAUCACAGGCGUGCCGACGGUCGUUGAGGUGGAGGGUAUGUACAUCGGAGGACAAGCCUUCAGUGUGCAAAGGAAUGACACGGUUAUGCUGUACUCUGAAGAGGGCUUGCCAUAUAUCGGAGUCGUCCUCGAUUUUGAUGAGGCUGAGGAUGAGGGCCGGCCAGGCGAGAUGGAGGUACAGGCCCGCACGUGCUGGCUGUACCGCACACGGGACCUCAAGGGCGCAGCCAAGUUGGCUAUGGAGGAGGAGCCGGCGGUGACGCGGCGGGCGGUGCUUUCGGAAGCCAAGGCCGGCGGCGACAAGGGCACCCUGCAGGAGGUGUUCAUGUCAAACCACGCCAACCAUGUGUUCGCAGCCUCCAUCAUGCACCACAUACGGGUCUGGUGCUUACCAGAUGGGCGCCUUGAGCCGCUGCUGCUGCCGGCGGGCGCAGCGGGUGGGGGGCCGCCGCCGGGGGCCUCGGCGGCGUCAGGCCCGGCCGUGUCGAGGGGGGUGCUGCUUCCAGGGUUCGUGGCACGUCGCAUGUACCAAACCAGCAAAGCCAGGCUGCUGCCCCUGGGGAAGGUGGGCCCCGCGGUGGCGAAGAAAGAACUCGAGCCAUGGGUGGGCGAAAUGGUGUCGGAGCUACUGCGUCGCACGCAGGCGCACCUGCCGGCCGCGAUGGCAGACUGGGUGCGGCGGUGUGGCGAGCGGCAGGCACGGUAUGAGUGAACUCAACGCCGGGCCGAGUGCUGACUGACUCAGUGCGAGACGGAUGCGGCGGCGGUGAUGACCCACACUGCAUUACAGCGUAUUAGAGAGGAGCAGGGGACGCAAGCACUGCGGGAGUGGAUGAUUGUAUGUGGUGUGCCGGGCACAGCCGCCGAGUAGGCGGCUGUUAAAAGAAGUGUGGCCAAGCCAACGGCCGACGACAGAAUGUCGCGUGCUGACUCCAUUGCCUGCGUGGCUCUGUUAACGGUACGCCUCGAGAAGUAUGAGGGCACUUAGUUCACUCAGAAGAGUUGGAAUGGAAACAUGAUCGUAAGGCACGGUUGCAGGUGGUGCUCGCCAGCUGUCCAGAACUGUGCGUCAAAUUUUUUGGCUGGGCUGGUAAGUAUGAAUAAGGAGUUGUGGCUGUCUUUUGAGACGGGAUGUUGGGCCACUGACGAAGGGCUCACAGAGAGCCAUGUACUGCGGCUAGUUCCCCACUACAUAUGCACCAUAGCACACUGCACACGCAUAGCGCCGGACUUGUUUCUGAAAGGAGGAUUGAUGAGAGGGGAAAUGGAAGAGGGUCAUGGUUCCAUGACAGACGACCGAGGGGCCAACGCUAUGAUGGACUGGGGAGUAUUCUAUCCAAGUACAUGGAUGGCAUGUAAGGGCGUCGGCACAGCGGACAAGUACGAGUGUCUGAGCGAGAGUCCGGCGGCGACCGUUUGCAGCUGAAACAGCGCUGUGUCGCUGUGUCGCGCCCGUACGUGUGUCACGUACUAACGUACGAUUUUGUGUUAAGCCUUUUGACCGU
Molecule: messenger RNA, 1893 nt
Organism: Chlamydomonas reinhardtii
Lineage: Eukaryota; Viridiplantae; Chlorophyta; Chlorophyceae; Chlamydomonadales; Chlamydomonadaceae
Exons: 7
Coding region: 297-1100 (267 amino acids)
Molecular function (GO): chromatin binding
Source: RefSeq, a predicted model, not a curated record